This is a messenger RNA of Haliotis rubra (blacklip abalone), 607 nucleotides long. RefSeq lists its product as uncharacterized. The record is from RefSeq and is a predicted model, not a curated record. Lineage: Eukaryota; Metazoa; Mollusca; Gastropoda; Lepetellida; Haliotidae. The transcript has 3 exons. Bases 2 to 607 code for a protein of 201 amino acids.
GAUGGUGGCAAAAUAUCCUUCAUUGGCCUAUGCACAUGGCAAGACACUUUGGAGCUUUUUUGUGUCCAAAUUGAGUCAGCGAUGCCGCACCAAUAGAUUUCAAAACAAUGCAAAAUCAACAAGACCUGCGCCUAAGGAUUCUGAAGAUGCACAACCUCAGAAGUUGUUCAAGAUGGCUAAUAAAUCAUCAGGUGUGACAUCAGAGAAAGAUUUUGCAUCCCAUCUUGAUGAAAUAAAGAAGGAAUGGGAAGGAAAGCAAUCAAUUACUCAUCUGCAAACUCUACUAAAACAGACAAGACAAUUCCGCAAAGAGUGGCAAACCACCUUGAAGCCUGGGAAGAUUGAGCCCAUUUUAGAAAAGUUCCCUUGUUUUGAGGAAGGAUGCUUUUUGGUGUAUGAAUUCUUUUGCCAACGCAGUGAUGAUCCAGAGGAAGCGAGGGAAGAAAUUGCCAGAAAUAUGAAAUGGAUAAUGCACACUGUCGUAUCUAAAAAAACUGCACCUGAGGCAUGUAUUAAUGGCUCCAGAAAACUCAAGAUGUAUAUUUUUUCAAUUUCUUGUUACAAGUUGCUUGUCAUAUGGCUUAUAUUAUUUAAUAUCAUAAUUUAA